CACGACACGAAGUCUUCUUCCAACCUUACCUUAGAGACAGUUCAUAAAAUAAGAAAAGAAAAGAAAAGAAAAAGUUAGAGAUUUAGAGUGAGCGAUCCACAGUCAAAGACACAGAGAGAGAUCCAUAAACAACAUGGUUGCCCCGUCAGUUUGUUCAUCAUCUUCUUCUUCUUCAGAUGGGUCUUCGAGCAACACCAAGGCUUGGAUAGUGCAUGGCAUUGUCGCCGGAGUGGCAAUCGCGGUGGCGGUAGGCGCUCGCGCCUAUCUGGGUCGAUUUGGGAAGUUCCGGAGUCGGGUCGUCGGCAUCAUACCCGCCCGUUUCGCCUCAUCCAGGUUCCACGGCAAGCCUCUCGUUCAUAUUCUCGGAAAGCCCAUGAUUCAGAGAACAUGGGAAAGGGCAAAACUGGCGGCUACUUUAGACCAUAUUGUUGUGGCCACGGAUGAUGACAAGAUUGCAGAAUGCUGUCGAGGAUUUGGUGCCCAUGUCAUAAUGACAUCAGAAUCUUGCCGAAAUGGUACUGAGCGAUGCAAUGAAGCUCUUCAGAAGCUUGAAAAGAAAUAUGAUAUUGUUGUCAAUAUUCAGGGUGAUGAGCCUCUUAUUGAACCCGAGAUCAUAGAUGGGGUUGUUAAAGCCCUGCAGGCAGCACCAGAUGCGGUGUUUAGCACUGCAGUUACAUCUUUAAAACCUGAAGAUGCGUUUGAUCCAAAUCGAGUGAAAUGUGUGGUGGAUAAUAGAGGUUAUGCCAUUUAUUUUUCAAGGGGGCUGAUUCCGUUUAACAAGUCAGGAGACGUUAAUCCACAAUUUCCAUACUUGCUUCAUCUUGGAAUUCAGAGCUAUGAUUCAAAGUUUUUGAAGAUAUAUCCAGAGCUUCAACCUACGCCACUGCAACUAGAAGAGGAUCUGGAACAGCUUAAAGUCCUUGAGAAUGGGUAUAAAAUGAAGGUGAUAAAGGUAGACCAUGAGGCUCAUGGUGUUGACGCUCCAGAAGAUGUAGAAAAGAUAGAAUCUUACAUGCGUGAGAGGAACUUGUCUUAGAUAUAUCCGACAAUGACAAGGAUUCCAGUUCAUAUGUGCUCACAAUUACCAUUAUCAUUGUGAUUCAUUUCAAAUAGUAUUCAUUGGCAUUCUUCAGUGUACGAAAUGCUUGGUCCAAAGGGGAGAAAAUCAUGUUAAAUAGGAUAUAGAUUUAUUUAUGAGCCACUUUCCUUCAUAUUGUAGAGCUAUGUGAUUCAGUCAUAGAUUGCAGAUCUUGUUUCACCCAUGACAGAUAGGUUAAAUUUUAGAGUUAAAUGUCAAUGAGAAUUUUUUUUUUUUUUUGGGACUUUCCUUGUGAUUGAGUUUUGUGAAUUGGUAUAUUGAUUAAGGGAUUGUUAAAUAUUUGUAAUGAAUAAUUGUGAUAAACUUGGCAUGCAAGCAAAUCCAAUGCUCCUUAGAAAA
Quercus robur (English oak) is the source of this 1438-nucleotide messenger RNA. RefSeq names its product 3-deoxy-manno-octulosonate cytidylyltransferase, mitochondrial. The coding region runs from base 134 to 1036 and encodes 300 amino acids. Gene Ontology annotation, molecular function: 3-deoxy-manno-octulosonate cytidylyltransferase activity. The transcript is spliced from 8 exons. Gene Ontology annotation, cellular component: cytosol. NCBI's taxonomy places the organism in Eukaryota, Viridiplantae, Streptophyta, Magnoliopsida, Fagales, Fagaceae. The record is from RefSeq and is a predicted model, not a curated record.